Molecule: messenger RNA, 828 nt
Organism: Trichoderma reesei QM6a
Lineage: Eukaryota; Fungi; Ascomycota; Sordariomycetes; Hypocreales; Hypocreaceae
Exons: 5
Coding region: 1-828 (275 amino acids)
Cellular component (GO): plasma membrane
Molecular function (GO): acetate transmembrane transporter activity
Source: RefSeq, a predicted model, not a curated record
AUGGCAGACGAAAAGGGCACCCACACCGUCGAAUCCGACUCGGACCGCGCAGAGGCCCUCAACAGGUUCCGCUCCGCGACGAGCAUCGCCAUGACGCCCGAGCUCUUCGAGAAGCUGUACCUGUCGCCGCAGAGCAAGGUCAAGGGCCAUCUGAGGGAUACCUUUGGAAACCCGACGCCAAUUGCUCUUGUUGGCUUCCUCAUGGCCCUCACGCCGUUGUCGUGCAACCUCAUGGGCUGGCGGGGAGCAAGCGGCGGCGGCGCGGCAACAAUUCCCGUGUACUUCUUCCAAGGCGGCAUCCUCAUGACUCUCGGCGGUCUCCUCGAAUGGGUCCUGGGCAACAGCUUCCCUGCCGUCGUGUUCUGCUCCUUUGGCACCUUCUGGCUAUCAUAUGGCGGCGUGUUGAAUCCUUCUUUUGCGGCCUUUUCUUCGUAUGCUGGCGUCGGGGAUGAUGCUACUGAGGGGCUUCAGACGACUGGGUUCAAUGCCAGUUUGGGGUUCUGGUUCCUGUUUAUGGGACUGCUGUCUCUCGUCUUCCUCAUUUGCUCGCUACGCACCAACGUCGCCUUCUUCAUCAUCUUUUUAACAUUGACCAUUGCCUUUGGUCUCUUGACGGGAGCGUAUUGGGCCAUGGCGGAAGAUUUCACGGGAAAUGCGCACUUUUCCCACAAGCUUAUCGUGGGCGCUGGGGCUUCAACCUUUGUAACGUGUUUGGCCGGGUGGUACAUUCUGCUCGCUAUUUCUCUUGCGAUUGUAGAGUUUCCCAUUCAGCUGCCGGUGGGAGACUUGAGCAACGUGAUUAAGGCGAGGUCAAUCAGAGAGAGAUGA